GUAAUAGCGAGUCUAUAAAAGCUUUGACAUGUGAGCGCGAGCGUUUCAGUUUAACUUUAACACGUUUCAACGUUCUGUCGUCCUGUCAUCCGGUCGUGCCCCGCCGUAACCGCAUCCGCGACCGUCUCCGGGCCUCUCGCCGUAGCCGCAUCCUAACGCCAGCUCAAAGAAAAGAAACAAUUAAAGCAUAACCGCCAAGCGGAAGGAAGUGCAUACCACAAGUGCUUUCCCCACUUGCAUCCUUGCAUGCCCGCACAAGUGCCGAACAAAUCGUAACAAAGUUUUAAGACUCGACCCCCCAAGACCUAGUUUCCAUUGUGCUCUGCUCCGUUGUGCGCCCUAUGUUGGCCUCGCCUCGCUUUGUGUAAAAUGAAAACGGAAAACUUCCUCAAGUACGGCGCUCCUUUGUACAACUCGAAAAGUACUCGCGCUCAUUCGCAAGCCCAACCGCACACUGUCGGCAACAGCCAUCCGAAUAGCCUCGCAUCUCUCUUGACCAACGAGAACUUGCGGAAUCUGACGCCAAACCGCGCAUCCGGAUAUUCCGACAGGGAGAGCAUCUGCAGCUUGAGCAGCGCCGGCGGACGAGUUAAGAGGCGAUCGAGAAACUUCUCGAUGAAGUCCUCGAAGGGCAUUAGCAAGAAGAGCAAGACCAUGGACUACACAAACUAUGCGUAUAACGAGGCUGUGGGCCGCCUGAAGGUAAUGCUGGCCGACAACUCCUAUGCGGCCACGCCCAAAGGGUUGGGCAGCUCCUCGGCCUAUUUGCGCAACUUCAACGAGGACUCAGGCGAUAAUUUCUCGGACAAUUUGUCGGUCAUCGAACGACCCGUCUUCUCUGACAUUUCCAAGUACUUGUCGCCCAGCCAGAAGUCACGCAUCAGCACCUAUCGUCCGAAGAAGAGCUAUACGUCGGGCUACCUCUCGGCGUCCAAGGAGAACCUAGCCACGCCUCCAGCUCUCUAUCCGAGCACCAUGACUGCGCCGCCGCUGCCCACGGACAGCGUUCAGGCCCCGGUCGAGAUAUUCAACUUCAUUGAGAAGCAGGAGGAUUACAUUGAGCAGCUCGAAAAGGAGUCCAAGUACUGUCGCAACGAGCUGACCAAUUUGCUGGGCAAGGUCAAGGAUGUCAUCAACGAGAACGAGCAUCUGACGGAGAAUGCGCGCACUGAGCUGGCAGCGCUUGGCGGUGGCACCUCCAAGCCCUCGGCUCAACUGCCGCAGACCACCACGAGUCCCUCCUCGGACAGCGAUGAGCACUUGCUCUACGCGGGCCGCAAGACUCCAACCACGCCGCGCAAGAGCAACUUGAAGUCGCCGCAGUCGCCGCGCUACGCCAGUGCGCCCAACAUUGUCUACGAGGCACGCAUCAGCGAGCUGGAGGCAGAGCUGAUGCAGGCCAACAUCGAUUUGAAGCGCGUGAAGACCGAGAACGAGGAGCUCAAGCGCAAGUUGGCCCACACGGAUCCGCUCAGCGCUGUCGCCACGUUGGGCAGCGUCAACUGCGAGACGCAUCGCAAGCAGCUGGAGCUGCUGCAACAGGACAAGACCGCCCUGGAGGAGUCGGUGCGCCAGCUGCAACGCAUGCUGGACGAGGCCAAGUCGCAGCAGCAGAACAACAAUGCCAGCUCCAAGCGCUACAUCACGGAUCUAGUGCAAAUGGAGCGAUCCCAGGCAGAGCUAGAGGUGCGCCACCUGCGAGAUGAGCUGGACAGGCAGCACGAGCGCGUGCGGGAGCUGCAGCAUGAGAUGGCGCGCCGCUUGGCUGAUGAGCGGGCCAGUGCGGAGCGGCGCUACAACAGCCAGGUGGAUCAGCUGGGCGGCGAUCUGAGCAGUCAGUGGGAGCAGGUGGCCAAGCUGCAGCUGGAGCUGGAGCGCCAGAAGCGCUACGAGUCCGAUCUCAAGCGCGAUGUGGCCAGUCGCAAUUCCCAGAUCGAGGAGCUCAAGAUGGAGCUGCGCGCCAAUCGCACAACUUUCCUGGCCGACAUGGCCCAGGCCAAUGCGGAGAAGCAGUCGCUGGAGCAGGAGAUUACCUCGCUGCGCCUGCAGCUGGAUCGUGCGGCCCGGGAGUCCAAGACGGAGGCGGCCCGUCUCACGGCGGAGAUCAACUCGCUGCGCCAGCGCCUAGAUCGUGGCGACGCCGAUCUGUUGCACUCGAAGCGCGAGGUGCUGCGCCUCAACGAUGAGAUUGCCAACUUGGAGAAGGAGCUGGCGUACGGGGAGCUAAAGAACGAAAUACGUCCAACCAAAAAGGAUUUGGACAAGCGCAUCUCUGAGAUGCAGGAAAAGCAUGCGGAAACGGUAAAUGAGCUCGAAGCAAUGAUAACGUCUCAGAAGCAACUCAUGGAUAAAUUGACGGCCGAGUGUAAGACCUUAACCGGCAAAUUAGAGGAUACGACCUAUAAGCACAAAGAGGAAAUAUCUGCUUUACAAUCGAAUCUAGAAUAUUUGUCUAAUCGCAUGUUGAGCAAUGAAGAGCAUAUGAGUAAAUUAGAUACCACACCGCAUGAUUAUACUAGCUUAGGCGCCGGCAAAGCCGCAUACGACUACCAGCCGUCCACAUAUGACACUACAAUUGAACCCAUACAAAGCACCUCACAACUGCACAACAACGCUGACGACGACUACAGCAAGCCGAGCAACUCCUACAGCUACGAUGCCGCUGGAGCAGCAACAGUUGCCGACAACAGCAGCGCCAACGGCAACGGCAACAGCAACGCCAACGCCAACGGCAACAGCAACACAGCUGCUGGCGCAUCUGCAGCAGCGCGCAAGAGCAGCAUCAGCAACGGCAGCGCCAGUUAUGGACUCAACGAUAACGAUGACGAAAAUCUCAAGGACAACCUUGGCAUGGGCGAAAAGCAGCAACAGCAACAGCAGCAACAGCAACAGCAACAACAGCAACAGCAGGAGUUUGAGCAGCAACGCGAACGGCAGCGGGAACGAGAUCGGGAGCUGCAACAAUUGCGAGAGCAGCGCGAAAAGCGGGAAAGAGAACGCGAGCAACUGGAGCAGCAAGCACAGCUCAAUCGACGCUACAGCAACGGCGAGCCGGAGCAACAGCAAUCACAGCAGCAGCAACAGCAACAGCAACAGCAACAACAACAACAGCCACAGUCACAGUCACAGCUUGGGGAUGCGAACGUCAGCAAUGCCGGCAGCGCCAACCUGGCCGCCUACAACACUGACUACAGCGCCUACGAUCAGCAGCAGUACGAUGCCAGCGGGUACGAUACCAGCGGCUACUCCCAGCAGCCAUACGACUCGCAGCAGUAUGGCUACGAUGGCAGCGCUGGCUACGACUACAGCGCCGCUGACUAUGGCCAGUCUGGCUAUCAGUAUGACGCCUCGCCAGACGCAGCCGCAGCCAACCAGCCGCAGUAUCAGUAUCGCCACCGUCGACGGCGACGCCGACAAUCGCAUCCCCUCCAGCAACAGCAGCAACAGCACCAGCUGCUGUCGCCCCAGCUGCGAGCCGACAACAAUCGCGCCCGGGCAGCGGAACUGUGGGGCCAGCAGCUGCAGCUGGAGUCCUCGGCAGCGGCAGCAGCAGCAAAUCCGCUCUGCCACAACAGUCUGCCGCGCCAGCCGCCGGCAAGAAGUAGCUGGAGUCCCGAGGCGACCGACCUCACGCCAAUCGAUCCGCUGCUGUUGGACUUCGGCAUUAGCAGUCCCAGUCUGAUGCGCUCCAGCGACGCCUCCAACCUCGACGACGACGACGACUCCUGUGCCGACCUGAGUGAAACAUAUAUCCUGCCGCUCGUCGACUCCGAUGCCAGCCUCUCGCCGGCUCACACCACCAUUGUCACAGUGCGCCGGGCGAGUGCACCGGCUAUGGUGCAGCGCGUCCAGGACGUCAAUGAGACCAUAACUAUUGAGGUGGAGGAGCAGCUGGAGCGCCAUCCACCGGACAUCGCCAACGAGACGGUGAUCAUUGAGCGUGACCAUGAUCGUGACUAUCGUGCAUCGCAGCAGUUGUAAGCACAAGUUUUCCAGUUCACUCCGCUAGGGAGACUUCCAAUAAUAUUCCACUCAUAUGUUUCGGAUGGGCUUUAACAAAUAAUCCAUAUUUGAUAUUAACAUUUUGUAAUUACAACAAUUUCUAAAUGC
This is a messenger RNA of Drosophila navojoa, 4110 nucleotides long. RefSeq lists its product as uncharacterized. Gene Ontology annotation, biological process: establishment of cell polarity; tube formation; neuron migration. Gene Ontology annotation, cellular component: centriole; centrosome. The record is from RefSeq and is a predicted model, not a curated record. Lineage: Eukaryota; Metazoa; Arthropoda; Insecta; Diptera; Drosophilidae.